Messenger RNA from Eruca vesicaria subsp. sativa (arugula), 2190 nucleotides. Lineage: Eukaryota; Viridiplantae; Streptophyta; Magnoliopsida; Brassicales; Brassicaceae. The record is from the annotation of a GenBank genome assembly.
AUGGCGUCCUUUAGGAUGGUUUUUCUGAUUUUGAUCAUCUUUUUCAUUUUACAAACUGCUUCAUCAAGUUCUUGGAAGACAUUGAAUGCAGGGAAGCCUCCUGUUGUGAUUGCCCGAGGAGGCUUCUCUGGUUUGCUUCCUGAUUCAAGUGAUAGUGCAUAUGGGAUGGUGAACUUGACAACUGCUCCAGAUGUAACACUAUGGUGUGACCUUCAGCUAACAAAGGACAAUGCUGGAAUCUGCUUCCCAAAUCUGAACUUUGACAACGGUUCUAACGUCAAAAACGUUUACCCAAAUCACAAAGAAUGGCGUUCUGUUGAUUUCACAUGGAAGGAACUCUCUACUGUGACUUUGAAACAGGAUGUUUUCUCAAGACCAAACAUCUUCGAUGGUGUUUCCAACAUAUUGCCUAUUGAAGAAGUAGCAAAAAUAGGAACUUCUGGCCUUUGGUUAAACAUUCAGCACAGUGAUUUCUACACGCAACACAACUUGAGUAUGAGAAACUAUGUUGUCUCUCUAUCAAGCCGCAUGAAAAUAAACUUCAUAUCUUCUCCAGAGAUAAGUUUCCUAAAGAGCAUGAAAAAAGAUGCCAAACCAACUAAGACAAAGCUCAUCUUCAGGUUUCUGAAUCAAGACCAGAUAGAUCCUUUCACCAACCAAUCUUACGCCUCUCUUGCCAAAAACCUAAGCUAUAUAAAAAAAUUUGCAUCUGGCAUUCUUGUUCCAAAAUUUUACAUAUGGCCAAUAAGUUCAGAUCUUUACCUGCAACCCCACACGUCGCUUGUCACAGAUGCUCAUAGACAAGGCUUACAAGUAUUUGCCUCAGACUUUGCCAAUGACUUCGUAGUUGCUUAUAACUACAGCUAUGAUCCAACAACUGAGUAUUUACAUUUCAUUGACAAUGGAAACUUCUCUGUUGAUGGUUUCUUAUCAGACUUCCCUCUGACUCCAUACAGAGCUAUCAAUUGCUUCUCUCAGUUGGACAAGAAAAAAGCCAAAAAGCAAGGCAAUGUAACUAUUAUUUCCAAGAACGGAGCGAGUGGAGAUUUCACAGACUGUACUGACUUGGCAUAUGAGAAAGCUGUGAGAGAUGGCGUUGACAUUAUUGACUGCACUGUCCAGGUGUCCAAGGACAAGAUCCCAUUUUGCAUGAGCUCCAUAGAUCUUAUGAACGUCACUAAUGUCUUUGACACAAGCUUCAGAAACCUGUCGUCAACAGCUUCAGAGAUUAAGGAGACAAAUCACAGAAGUGGUAUCUUCACUUUCAGUCUGACCAUGUCUCAGAUACAAACCUUGAAGCCUGUCAUUUCUAAUCCUCAUAGAGAGCAGAAUUUGUUCAGAAACCCAAGAAACAAUAACCUUGGAAAGUUUCUUACAUUAUCCGAGUUCUUGUUACUUCCAAACCGUUACAGCUCUCUCUCAGGGAUCUUGAUAAAAGUGGAGCAUGCAGCUUAUCUAGCAACACAUCAAGGAAUCAGCAUAGUCGAUGCUGUACUAGAUGAACUGAAGAGAGCUACUAGUAAAAUACUGAUCCAGUCUACUGAGAAGUCUGUCUUGAUGGAGUUCAAGGAGAAGGGGAAGAUGAGUAACGAAGAGCUGGUCUAUGUAGUAGAUGAAGACAUCAAUGAUGUCACAGAUUCAGCAGUCAAGGACAUCAAGAGUUUUGCUGGCUCCGUUGUAAUCAGUAAGAAGUCAGUUGUUCCCUACCACGAGGAAAUUGUCAGGAUUCAAAACGAGACAAAUGUUGUUCCAAAGCUGAGAUCAAGUGGUCUUCGUGUCUACGUUGAGACAUUCAGCAACGAGUUUGUAACCCAACCGUUUGACUUCUUCUCUGAUCCAACGGUGGAGAUAGAUUACUUUGUCCGAGGAUAUCCUGAGGUUGAUGGCAUCAUCACUGACUUCCCAGCGACCACUGCAAGAUACAUAAAGAACCAAUGCUACAGACAAAUGGGUAUGAUUAGAACCGGUGAGCUCGUCCCUUUGGCUAAUAAAGAGAUUCUUCCACCAGCUGAAGUUCCAUAUCCAUCACUAGUUGACUCAAAUGUCGCGGAACCACCUCUGCCUGAAGUUAGAAGCCAGCCUCCUCCUGCUUCUGCUCCAACAAAGGCAAAGUCAAAGGCACAAGAAGUACAAGUUUCCUUUAAUGUUAGAACCAUGUUGGUUCUUGUGAGCUUCUUUGUCAUAGUUUAG